UUCCGGCGCGCGCCCAGGGCGGCGGCGCGCGGCAGGGUAUCAUUGGGGUUUGCAUUGGCCCUAGUGGACGCGGCUGUGGACAUCAUGCAGCUGACCGUGAAGGCGCUCCAGGGCCGGGAGUGCAGCCUACAGGUGCCGGAGGACGAGCUAGUGUCUACACUGAAGCACCUUGUCUCGGAUAAGCUGAAUGUCCCUGUGCGCCAGCAACGUCUGCUGUUCAAGGGCAAGGCCCUAGCAGAUGAGAAACGACUGUCAGAUUACAACAUUGGGCCCAAUUCUAAGCUCAACCUAGUCGUUAAACCUUUGGAGAAGGUGCUACUGGAAGAAGGGUCUACCCACAGACUGGUCGACUCACCUCCCCCACCCCUUUGGCAGCUGAUCUCCAAAGUCCUGGCCCGUCACUUCAGUGUAGCAGAUGCCAGCAGGGUCCUGGAACAACUACAGAAGGAUUAUGACAGGUCCCUGAGCCGCUUAACACUGGAUGACAUCGAACGUUUGGCCAGCCGCUUUCUACACCCUGAAGUAACUGAAGCUAUGGAAAAGGGGUUCUCCAAAUAGCAUUCUGGGAUUGGGGGGUGGGAAGAAAUCCCAGGUCAGGCCGCAGCUGCAUGUUGCAUUAAAUGUGUUCUCAUGUCGCAGUUUGGCUCAUAGUGAUAAUAAUAGCUGGUAUGUACCCAGCUCUUGCUAGGUGCUAAGCACUACUGAAAGUACUUGGCCUGAGUUCUCUUCUGCCUCCCACAGGACAGUUGAGACUGCACUGUAGAGACACCUAGCAAUGGCUUGGGACAGCCAGAGUCCAAGUCUAGCCAGCCGUAGAAGUGCCUCUGUAGGAGAAAGAGUGUGCUGUUUUGAGGGAUGGGCCUUACCAUUCCCAUUUAGCCCACUCAGCAUACACCCUCAAAUGACUCCCUCAGGAAGUCGCUAGUCCCUGUCACCUGCCCUCUAGUGUGUCUGGCAUAGCCCUUGGCAAAUCUCCAUAGGAAGCCAAGUGGUAGCCAUCCAGGGCCCCUCUGCUGCUGCAGCCAGUGUGCUCUUGAUAAAUGACAAGGUUAGGGGCUAGAGGAUCAGAAAGAUACCCCAGCUCCGUUGUAUGACUUGAGUCAAGUUUCUGUGCCACUUUGGUCCCCAUCCAUUGAGUCUGUUCAAUAAUGGCCACUCCUCUGGCCUGAAUAAGUUUCCUUCCCCCUUUUCCAGCUCAAGGUGGGAGUUUCUGCUAUCAUCACCUACAGUUCCACCUUGUGUUCAGUAAGCAAAACUGAAGCCAAAAGUGAAGUGGUAGCCAAGCAAGUAUCCUGGGCCUUUAUGACAUAGCUCUAAUCGGGGGCACCCUAUCUGCUUGGCUCCUCUGGAAGUGGGUCUCAUCUAUGAGGGACAGCAGGUGACUCAACAAAGCAGUGUCACAACUAGGACUCUGCCUUGGUCUCACCCAGCACUCACCCACGGAUGCUUCCUUUGCCACCUGUGUACAGGGGCUUUUACUUUGCACACCUUCAUUGCUUAAGAAGAAACUCAGGGUGCUAAGGAGGAAAUAGAAAUGUAAGAUGAAGACAGUGAUUCUUCUUUUCACUAUACCUAUGCCUGGGUGCUAAAGGUCAUGUAAGUACUAGCUCCUUUGAAGAGGACCCCCUGGGAGCAGUUGAGGCUGGAAGAUAGCCACCUGCAGGACACUACUCCUGCCCCUCCACUCUUGCCAAGGAAGCCACUCUGAAUGUUGUCAGGGCUACACUUGCCUUUCUUGUCCAAGGACCAUCUUCAUGGACCUUAGGCCUUGUGGGACAAAUCUUGAAUCCCCAUAAUGGAAUGAUAAACUGAAGUGAGGCCUGAGGGGAUGAGCAGAUGAUAGACCCUGGUCCUCUCUGAGACCUGGGGUACCAUAUCAGGGACCUGCUUGUGAGCACAUAUAUGGACUGGCAGCUCAGAUAAUAAGCUUACCAAUGUCCUUGUUCACUUUGAGUCAGGGAAUGUAUUUGGAAAAUUAUAUAACACUAAAGGUGCAUGUGAGACUUUUCAUCAAAAUGAACUCUGUUAAUAAGCUAGGCUGCUUUGGGUUUCCAAUAAUUGGUUUAACAACACAGGAAACCUACUGGAUUACAAAACUGAAAAAUCCCAGGAGUACUGGCAGUGGAUGAACAAUUUCACCAAACAUGCAGCUUUUUUCCUGCUUCCCUCUGAAUUCUCCAGGAUCUGCUUCAUCCUUACUACUAAUUCCAAGGAUCAAAGGGUGGCUGCCUGCAGCUUCAUCAAAACCCUUCAUUUGCUGCCAGCAAGGAGCACUUUCUCUCUGUACCAUAGCUUCUAUCUCAGAUGCCCCAGCAAAUAAAUGCUGUCUCUUAUUGGUCAGAACUGAAUCCUGUGUAAUCACUUGGGCUGGACAUAUGGGAAAAAGGAGUUGUUGAUUAUCUGUUAAAGCAGUCUUGGUCUGCUUUCCUGGGCACAUGUGAGCUGUACCAGGGAGGAAAAGUAAAUGGAUGUCCUGGUGGAUGCAGAUGGCCACUGCCCACUACAGGAAACAUUUGAACCAGAAAGAG
Peromyscus eremicus (cactus mouse) is the source of this 2528-nucleotide messenger RNA. It is a transcript of the gene Ubl4a, whose product is annotated as ubiquitin like 4A. Gene Ontology annotation, biological process: post-translational protein targeting to endoplasmic reticulum membrane. The record is from RefSeq and is a predicted model, not a curated record. Gene Ontology annotation, molecular function: protein binding. The coding region runs from base 85 to 558 and encodes 157 amino acids. Lineage: Eukaryota; Metazoa; Chordata; Mammalia; Rodentia; Cricetidae. The transcript is spliced from 4 exons.